This is a messenger RNA of Lolium perenne, 2216 nucleotides long. Its product is annotated as disease resistance protein RGA2. The record is from RefSeq and is a predicted model, not a curated record. Gene Ontology annotation, molecular function: ADP binding. Lineage: Eukaryota; Viridiplantae; Streptophyta; Magnoliopsida; Poales; Poaceae.
UUGUGGGAACUGUUUUGGUUUGUUCUUUCAUGCUGGAUGGAAUUUCAGUCAGGGUAUUGGACGCUGCUCUCUUCCAUCAUCCGGGAAAAGAAAAUCAAGAAAACUUAACCUGUGUUGGAGUUGCAUGGGCAGAGAGAAGAAGAGCUGAAAAGGAGAUGAGAAAAGCGUGAUGCAGUUGUUCCAGAAACGUCUCAUUCUAGUUGGCUCCCUAGUUGCCAGCUCAAUGCAGGGUCACUUUCAUGUUUAAAAAAUGUUUGCCAAGCAGGAAAAAGAUAUGCAUUCAAGUGGCAUGCUGAGUUGAAAGUUCAAAAUGUUCAGGAAGACAAGUCUUUGUUCCACAUCAGCUCUUUAUUUUCUUACUAUUAUGCUCCUUUUGACUAGUCGAAGUCCUCUUAGAAGUUUGAGAUAUACAUAGCUCCUCAUUGAUCUGUUGCAGUAGCACAUUGCUCAUGAAGGACUAAGACCAGGGCUUCAAACACACAUACAUGGAGACAAUAUUUUUUACAACUAUGGCUGAACUUGCCACUAGAUCCAUGUCUUUCCUCGUGGAUAGAUACCUGAAGCAGAGGGCAGCGCCAACCGAGGAGGAGAGGCUGCGCAGCCUGCAACGACUGCUACUGCGGCUUCGAGUCGUUGUUGAGGAGGCCGAUGUCCGGCUCAUCGCAAGCCAGGCCAUGCUGCAUCAACUCAGCACACUGAAGAAGGAGAUGUACAGGGGGUAUUACGCCCUCGACAUCUUCAGUUGCCGAGCUCAUAAUGGAGAAGACAGAAGAAAAGAUCAUGAGGCCAAUAACUCCUUUAUCCCAUCUGACUUCAACCCUGCCAAGCGUGUAUGUCUCUUCAGAGGCAACAGUAGAGGUGCAGGGCAAGCUAAGCUUCUGGAGCAAGUUCUUGGCAGCGUAAGGGACACCAUUGAAGAUAUGAGUGAGUUUGUCAUAUUUCUAAGCAGAUGCCCACGUUUGCACCGGCAACCAUAUAGCAUGCAUCUGCUUCUGAACAAGUGCAUGUUUGGACGCCAGAUGGAGAUGGAACGUAUCAUGUACUUCCUAUUGCAGGAGGAGAGUGCCCCAGGCGCUGGUGAAGAUCUGACUGUCCUGCCGAUCAUCGGUCCAUCUAAAGUUGGAAAGAGCACCCUGAUCGAGCACGCUUGCGAAGAUGCAAGGGUGCGCAACCACUUCUCUCAGAUUCUGUGUUUCAAUAGCGAUGAUCUUAAAGCUGAAAGUGUAGAGACCAUAAGAGAUGGAGGUAGAAUCAAACAUCAAAACUGUGGCAUGGGCGGUGGAAGGACACUGAUCAUCAUCGAUCAACUUUUGGAUAUCAAAGAGUCUUUAUGGAAAAGGUUGUAUUCAGACGCUAGAUGUGGCACCGUGAGCGGCAGCAAGAUCAUAGUUGCAAGCCGAUCCGACAAGAUUGCAAGCUUUGGAACCACACAUCCCCUCAGGUUACAGUUCUUUACACAGGAAGCAUACUGGUACUUCUUCAAGGUGCGUACUUUUGGGAGCACCAGCGCAGAGGACCACCCGGAGCUCACAACAAUAGCCAUGGACAUUGCCAGGCUGUUGAAUGGAUGCUUGCUGGGUGCGAACAUCUACAGUGGACUACUGAAAGCAAACUUUAACCUCCGUUUCUGGAGAAUGGCCCUUGCAACCCUCGGGAAUAUCCAUCAGAAGAAUGUCCUGCUGUAUGGGGAACGUUUUUCUGAUGCUUGGGAGUACGAGGAGCCGGCAUAUCUCAGGAGAGCGAAGAAAACUUCUUCCGAAUACUUUGUAAUUUUCUCUACUUACCAGACAUGUUCUGCUGAAACUGAAGCUGAAGAUCCGAAGACGAUGAGCGUGCAAGACCUUUUGUUUGGAAGGGUUAGGCCUCCAGCCGAAUUCAAGGUCCGUGCACUGACAUCACACCUGCCGCCUCACUACAACUACAUGUUUAACUGUGGGAUGCAAGCGCUUCCAAAAAGAGUUGAGUAGCAGCUGUGGUUAAUUGUCUAGUCUGUCGUGUUGAAUCCCAUUGGUGCUGUAAGUGGCUGCGUCCAGCGCUUUGCUGGUUCAGUCUCCUGCUCUGAUGUUCCAGUCCGGUCAAUGUGCUAUGGGUUCUGGUAUCCUUGUAUGUUGUGUCCGGUGCAAUUAGCAGAGGCUCCUGGGAGUUUCAAAAAAAAAAAAAAAAGCAGAGGCUCCUGGGUGAUCUUUAUUUCUGAAUCUAAAUAAAAUUUCUGGUAA